This is a messenger RNA of Suillus subaureus, 369 nucleotides long. RefSeq lists its product as uncharacterized. NCBI's taxonomy places the organism in Eukaryota, Fungi, Basidiomycota, Agaricomycetes, Boletales, Suillaceae. The transcript has a single exon. The record is from RefSeq and is a predicted model, not a curated record. The annotation marks the transcript as partial.
GGAGAAUGUGAACACCGACAAGUCAAACAGUUCUAUCCUCAUGUGAGUAAGGUGAAAUUCACUGCUGGCAUAGCUAAGCAGCAACAUCGUGAGUGUAUUCUGUUCAAGAUGGCAGAAGGAUCUCUCUAUGAAAUGAAGGGAAAGGGUAAGCAAGAUGCAGGCAAGGAGAAGAGCAAAGUACUUCAGUUGUCCUCUCCUGAUGCACCUGCACUGCGCUUUGAGGACUCGGAACCACUGCCUUACAGUGAUCUGAAAUGCCACUAUCACAUCUCCACCAGCACUCAGUAUCACAUCAAUAUAUACAAGUGGCUGGCACAACAUGAGAGUGAUCCCACAUUGAAUGUAAGUUGUCUCAUCUACAUGGAAUAG